AGAAAAGGCUUGAAUACGCAAAAUUUCAUUUAGCAAAGUGAAACACUGAGGAUGGGCAAAAAGAAAAGGGCGUUCAAUUGGAAAGCAAGGGAACAAAACGAUACUGUCAUUGACAGAUCGGCUGAGAAAAAAAUCAAGCUCGACAAAGAUGUCUUAGGAGAGGACAGUGACAAUGAUGGAGACAACAUGUUGGUCCUGCCAUCAGAAAAGAGGAAGUCAAAAACUACAAAAGAAACUAUCCAUAUAGUGAAACGACUCAGCAAGAAAGAAAGAAAACAACUUAAAAAUGUGCUACAGCAAAAAGAAAAGAAAGCCAAGAGGGCUGCCAUAUUGGAAUCUCUAGCAAAAGUGCAAGCAAAACCAGAGGAAAUGCAGCAUUUUGUUGGAGUUGCUGCAAUGCAGUCUGGACAUUUAAAAAGAGAAACAGAAACCCAACAAAAAAAAUUAGCAGCUGACUCCAAAAUCAAUUUUGUGGCUGGAAGCAAUAAAAAGACCAAACAUAACCGAGGGGGAGACAACUGUGAUGCUGAAGGGGAUGACAGUGACGCUUCAGAGAGUUCUAUAGACACAUCAGAUAUGUCAACAGACGAAGAGCAAGAAGAAGCUGAAGCAGAUUCAAAGAUAAGUGAUGAAGGUGUUAAUGAUGAAUCUAAAACAAGCAUCCAUGAAAAAUGUGAGACAGGAGAAAAGGAAAAAGACAGUGUAAAGAAUGAUAAAAGUAUGACUGAAAAAAAGGUAAAAAUGGAUAAAGAAAAAGGAGACAAAGAAAGUAGCAAACCUGCAGUAAAUAUUCCAGUCAUCAGGGAUAAAGACAUCCAGGAAGCAAGAUUAAAACUACCUAUUUUGGCAGAGGAGCAAAUAGUGAUGGAGGCCAUUAAUGAUAAUCCUGUAACAAUAAUUUGUGGCGAAACAGGGUCAGGAAAGACAACUCAGGUUCCUCAGUUCCUGUACGAGGCUGGAUAUGCCCAUAGUGAUGGCAUCAUCGGAGUAACAGAACCACGUAGAGUGGCAGCUAUAAGUAUGGCUCACAGAGUUGGCAAGGAAAUGAACCUGUCUACCAGUGAAGUUUCCUAUCAAAUCCGUUAUGAAGGAAAUGUCACUCCAAAGACUAGGAUAAAGUUUAUGACAGAUGGUGUGCUUCUUAAAGAGGUUCAAAAGGAUUUCCUGCUGAUGAAGUAUAGUGUUGUAAUUAUAGACGAAGCACAUGAACGUAGUGUGUACACUGAUAUACUGAUUGGUCUCUUGUCAAGGAUAGUGCCUCUCAGACACAAGAAAGGAUCUCCCUUGAAAUUGAUUGUAAUGUCAGCAACUUUGCGAGUUGAAGACUUCACUGAAAAUAGCAGACUUUUUAGAGUGACUCCCCCUGUGGUGAAGGUGGACUCUCGGCAGUUUCCUGUUACCAUACAUUUUAACAAGAGAACUCCAUUGGAUAAUACAUAUCUUAAUGAGGCAUACAAAAAGGUUUGCAAGGUUCAUCGUAAGUUACCUGAAGGAGGUAUCCUGGUUUUUGUCACUGGUCAACAGGAAGUGAACACCUUGUGUCGCAAACUCAGACAGACCUUUCCAGCUACCCAAGGCGGUAAAAAGCAGGAAGACAAGAUGCUCAGUAAAAAGAAGAGUAAAAGAACAGAAUCUCCAGAGAAAAAAAAUCUACCCAGGAUCAGUCUUGACAAUUAUUCAGUGGAGCCAGCUGAUGAGGAACAAGAGCGAGAAGGAGGCAGUGACUCUGAGGCAGAGUUUGAGGAAGGUUCAGAUGAGAGUGACGAGGAUAAUUUAAUAGAGGAUGAUGGUGGAUGUUCUGACCCUAUGUAUGUACUGCCACUCUACUCCAUGUUGUCUUCUGAUAAACAGGCAAAGGUGUUUGCUCCACCUCCAGAUGGUUACCGUUUAUGUGUUGUGGCAACCAACGUAGCAGAGACAUCCCUCACCAUUCCUAACAUCAAAUAUGUGGUAGACACAGGCAAGGUAAAGACGAAAUUCUACGACAAAGUAACAGGUGUGUCAACGUUCCGAAUAACUUGGACAUCCAGUGCCUCAGCCAACCAGAGAGCAGGGCGAGCAGGACGAACUGGGCCUGGCCAUUGUUACAGAUUGUACUCCACUGCAGUGUUUACACAUGACUUUGAGAAGUUUUCCCCAGCUGAAAUAACCAGACGGCCUGUGGAUGACCUUGUCUUACAGAUGAAGGACAUGAACAUAGAUAAAGUGAUGAACUUCCCUUACCCAACACAACCCGAUGUGGAACAAAUCAAGGCUGCAGAGAGAUUGCUGGUCUCAUUAGGAGCUCUAACAGCACCUGUGUCACGCCCUAAAUCCCAAUAUAAAAGUAAGGUGGAACCAAGUCAGAUCACACCCCUUGGUAGGGCCAUGGCCCACUUCCCAGUGUCUCCACGGUUCUCCAAAAUGUUAUCCCUAGGACACCAACACGACCUCCUCCCGUACGUGGUGGCCAUGGUCGCUGCAUUGUCGGUAGCUGAAAUCUUUGUGGAGCUGCAUCAGCCACCAGAUGAAUCAGGAGAGAAAGAUGAAUUUAAGAAGAGAUUACAUCACUUAAAGCAGAUUCAGAAGAUGUGGGCUGGCACUGGUCAUUCACUGUUGCUAGGCGAUUUGACAGUGCUGCUAAAGGCGGUGGGGUCAUGUGAGUACCAGGGCUGUACUCCAGAGUUCUGUCAGAAACAUGGGAUACGCUUUAAGGCUAUGAAGGAAGUCCGGAAACUCCGUGUACAACUUACAAACUCAGUAAACACUGUGAUACCAGAUGCCAACCUUUGUGUUGAUCCGAAACUUGACCCUCCUAAUGACCUUCAGUCCAAACUCCUGAGACAAAUUAUCUUGGCUGGUCUUGGUGACCAUGUAGCCAGAAAGUACCCAGACCCACCACCAGGAGCUGAUGAUGAAGCCAAAAAGUUAAAAUAUGCUUAUCAGUGUGCCGAGUUAGAAGAGCCUUUGUUUAUCCAUCCCUCCUCUGUGCUAUACAGACAAAAUCCACCUUACCUGGUGUACCAGCGUAUAGAGGAAACUUCCAGGUUGUAUAUGAAAGGACUAGUAGCUGUGGAGCCAGAGUGGUUACCAAUCUUCUGUCCAUCACAUUGCACAUUUUCCAAGCCAUUGGAUGACCCAGCACCAGAAUUUGAUGAGAGCAAAGGUGAAGUGAGAUGCCAUAUGACCAGUACAUUUAGUCGCUGUACCUGGGCACUGCCUGCUAUAGAAAUGGAGUACCCUCUUACACUGGAGAAAUACAAAUGGUUUGCAAGAUUCUUACUGGAGGGCAAAGUUAUACCUGGCCUUGCUAAAUUCUCUACUAUGCUGUUGUCUUCUCCAUCAACAAUGGUCAAGACCUGGGCAAAGUUACAACCAAGGACAGAGGUCCUCCUGAAGGGUCUGGCUGGUGAGGGAGUCGACAGCAGGGAGAAGCUUCUCAACAAAUGGAAGGCACAGCCUACCUAUCUAUUUGAUGCCUUCAGCCAGUGGAUACCCCAGUCAAAUCAUUUUGAGCUAGAAGCAGCUUGGCCACCAAUCACGUGACAGAAAGCCAAAUAAAACUUUCAGAGUCAAGGUCAAAUUCUACAGAAUGAAUUUUUUAAUCUGAAAGACAAGAAUUAUCAGAACAAGUAACUGGACCAUAUGGUUUACGGAGGAAAUGAAUCUUGUUUAACAGGUUAAAGGGAAAUUCAGCUGGAAAUACCAUAUAGUAUUUGGAGACACUGCAGUGAUACUACUCCUAUGUGACCAAAUGUUGAUCUUUUUUUCAACUUGUCAUUUACAACUGACAGCUCUGACUUCAAGACGUAUACUGUGUCUUAAAAAGCACAUAGUAGACAUUAUGUCGCUGGAGAAAAAACUUGUGAACUGAGGCCAGGAAUGAGCAGUUUCCAUCAAGAUAAAAGUGUUAUUGCACAUCUAUUUGCUAAUAACUGUGAAGUUCUGAAGGGAAAGCAACAUUGAUGUGAUAUAUACAGGUCUAUCUGUGAUAGAUUGGUUUUGAGCCUUUCAUUAGGUACUAAUACACAGGUGGAUUGGUACUCCCCUAGCCCAGGGCUAGUAAGCUGUCAGUGGAAUACAAAAAAAAAAAAAAAGAAAACAUUCUUACUGUGACAGUUUGGACAAUAUUUUGUUUUUUGUUUCUUUUUUUUCAAAAAUUGUUCAAGCUAUACAAUGUUGACUAGAAAUUAUUUUUGUGACUGAUGGUAUAAUGAUGAUAGUGCCAAAUUAUCUCAGUAAAAGACAGGAAAUCUUUUAA
Molecule: messenger RNA, 4240 nt
Organism: Ylistrum balloti
Lineage: Eukaryota; Metazoa; Mollusca; Bivalvia; Pectinida; Pectinidae
Product: probable ATP-dependent RNA helicase DHX37
Exons: 27
Coding region: 52-3525 (1157 amino acids)
Biological process (GO): maturation of SSU-rRNA from tricistronic rRNA transcript (SSU-rRNA, 5.8S rRNA, LSU-rRNA)
Cellular component (GO): nucleolus; intracellular anatomical structure
Molecular function (GO): ATP binding; RNA binding
Source: RefSeq, a predicted model, not a curated record